This is a messenger RNA of Exophiala oligosperma, 2383 nucleotides long. RefSeq lists its product as uncharacterized. Gene Ontology annotation, biological process: tricarboxylic acid cycle. The record is from RefSeq and is a predicted model, not a curated record. The transcript has 2 exons. NCBI's taxonomy places the organism in Eukaryota, Fungi, Ascomycota, Eurotiomycetes, Chaetothyriales, Herpotrichiellaceae. Bases 31 to 2118 code for a protein of 695 amino acids. Gene Ontology annotation, cellular component: succinate-CoA ligase complex (ADP-forming); mitochondrion. Gene Ontology annotation, molecular function: succinate-CoA ligase (GDP-forming) activity; succinate-CoA ligase (ADP-forming) activity.
GUACGCACCUGGUUCGCACGUGGACCGACCAUGACCAGGUUCAUACUGCCGAGGACCUUGCGGUCUCGAAUAGCACCGUACCAGUCACUGUCCAAGUACGGCACCUAUGGAAAUAUAGCACCUUUCUCGACCUCGACUCGACGUCAGUCGUACGAGGACACGAUACAAAAUCUCAAGAUCGGUAAACACACGCGCGUGCUCUACCAAGGUUUCACAGGCCGUCAAGCGACAAUGAAUGCACAAGAGUCGAUAGAGUAUGGAACCAACGUGGUAGGCGGCGUGAAGCCCGGUUUUGAGGGCGAGCACCUGGGUCUGCCAGUCCUACCGAGCGUCAAAGCCGCCGUGGAGAAGCUCAAGCCCGAUGCCAGUGCCAUCUACGUGCCGGGAAAUGGUACAGUGGCGGCCAUGGAAGAGGCCAUUGAGAACGAGAUUCCACUCAUCGUGGCGGUGGCCGAGCACAUCCCCAUCCACGACAUAAUGAGGAUACACCAGAUGCUUCGGACGCAGUCCAAGACCCGGUUGGUGGGCGCCAACUGCCCAGGGAUCAUCAACACUCACGGACGAUGUCGUCUGGGGUUCCAGCCGUUGCCAUUCUUCAAGGAAGGCAAUGUCGGGAUCGUGGCGAAGUCAGGCACCCUCAGCUACGAGGCGGUAGCCUCGACCACUCGUGCCGGUCUCGGACAGACGUACGGAAUCAGCAUGGGCGGCGACGUACUCGCCGGGACGAACUUUGUCGAAGCAUUCCAGAUCUUGGUCGAAGACGAGAAGACGGAAGGUAUUGUCAUGAUCGGCGAAGUCGGCGGGAGUGCAGAAUUACGAGCAGCAGAGUGGAUCAGGGAGUAUAACAGAAAGACUGCCAACCCGAAACCGUUCAUGUCUGUCAUUGGCGGUGUUCAAGCCCCAGCACGUCGCAUUAUGGGUCACGCCGGUGCAUGGGCUGCUCCCGGUGAGGCAAGUGCUGCGCAAAAGAUUAAGAUCUUGCAGGACGUUGGAGUGACCGUUGUCGACCACCCCGAGAAACUAGGAGAGGGCAUGAAGGGACUACUGGCGGAACGAUCGAGGACCACAACGGCGUCAAGGACAGGUUCGUCACAACAGCGGAGAGGAUAUCACACCAUCCGCCACCGACCUACAACGCACAGGUCCAGAAGUUCGGUCUCGGCACAACGGCGUACACUGUACGUCAAGAAAGGACAAGCAUUCGAGAUGCUCAAGCAGAGAGGCAUCAAGAUCGUGGAUGUACCCGCAGCGAACGGCGAGAAAUUCCUCGCCAUCUCUAUCGACCGCGAAGCACGACAGCCCUGUAUAAUCGCAUCGCCUACGACAGACCCUUCUCGAGCGUUCGAGCAGUCCAAAAAGUUCCCAUUUGGCUAUGGCACCAAUGAGGCAACAUCCGAGAAGAUGCUCGAAGAUAUAGCGUCUCACUUGGGCAUUCCAUCCAACGGAAGAGGAGCACUUGGCAAGCUGGUGGGCGAGCUGGUCGACCUGUUCAUGUCCAAAGAAGCGUUUGUACUUCAGACCAAGUUUGCGGUGGGCGAUCAAGGAGAACUACAGGUUCAAGGUGCCAAAUUUGGCUUCGACGACGCCGCGUUCCGUAGCUCCAAGCGACAAGCAGACGUCCAUGCGCUGCGAGACAUGGAUAGCGAGGUGAAGGAAGAAGUGGAGGCGGAGAAAGAUGGUAUGAUCUACGUCAAACUCGCAGGGGAAGGAUCAAUCGGUACCAUUGUCAACGGUGCUGGGCUCGCCAUGAAUACGGUCGAUGCGUUGGUGGCUCGAGGUGGAUCUCCGGCCAACUUCAUGGACACCGGAGGUAAAGCAACGUCUGAAACCAUCAAGGCCGGGUUCAGAAUCGUGUCGUCCGACCCAAGGGUCAAAGUCAUCUUUGUCAACAUCUUUGGUGGACUGACUCUCGGAGAUAUGAUUGCAAAUGGCAUUCUCAUGGCAUUCAAGGAUCUGAACCUCAAGGUUCCAGUGGUCGUGCGGUUACGGGGAACGAGAGAGGCCGAAGGACAAAAACUGAUCCAGGAGAGUGGGCUGAAGCUAGAUGCUUUUGAUUCUUUCGAGGAGGCAGCAGCACGAGCUAUUUCGAUAGCCAAGGGAACAGCGACAAUGGAGUAAGAUGGAGGCCUCGUCAUUUUCACGGAGCAUUGUUUUUAGGUCGUCUACAAUGUAAUUGCAGCAUUUGAAAGCGAAUAGGGGAACGGUGCUUAUACGGCCCAGGCCGGCGGGCCCUGAAAUUGUGCACAGAACGUGCUGUAACCUUGUUUAUACUGACCUGGCUUGUGCCGUUAUGAAUAUGGUAUACAUCGGGAUACAACAGACAUUAUAUAAAGCUGGCAAAGGAACAUUCAAAACACAUACACCGGAGUAAAGUACAUAGACA